Messenger RNA from Brienomyrus brachyistius, 2069 nucleotides. It is a transcript of the gene nkap, whose product is annotated as NFKB activating protein. Bases 254 to 1408 code for a protein of 384 amino acids. Gene Ontology annotation, molecular function: chromatin binding. Gene Ontology annotation, cellular component: nucleus. Gene Ontology annotation, biological process: regulation of gene expression. The record is from RefSeq and is a predicted model, not a curated record. The transcript is spliced from 9 exons. Lineage: Eukaryota; Metazoa; Chordata; Actinopteri; Osteoglossiformes; Mormyridae.
AGCUGUCAAGUCAUUUUUUGCUGUUUUUUUUGUUGGUGUUCGUUCAUCCUGAUACAUGAACAUUUUACAUAUCAAAUAUUACGAAGUGAAAAGCUGGGAUAGCGUUUGUUGGGGAAACUAGUUAGCCGUUUAUUAAUUAUUGAAGCAGCUGUACCAUUUAAAAUCGAGUAAUUACGUAUUUGCCUGAUACAUCAGUUAAAAAUUAACUGAUCAGGUAGUGAAGUACUGAGGCUUUGUCAAAACCAGCGGGAUCAUGCCUCCGGCUCAUCGGUCACGAAGCCGCAGUGCGGAGCGUGUGACCGCCUCGAAGAGACGACGACCCAGUCGAUCGGACAGCGGCAGUGACCGGAGUCGUUCCCGCGACCCAAGUCCCUCCGUCAAACUGGGCAAAUCCGUCAAGGAGGAGCGCUGGUCUCGGUGGCCUGAAACCAGGGAACGAUCCGCUGUGAGGUCUCACGUCGGGAGUCCACGGAGUCGCUCCAGGUCCAGAGAGAGGAGCGCCUGGUCUAGCCAGCGAGACGUAAGGCACGGCUACGGCUCUCGAUUUGACCACUACGACAGAAGUGAUGAUGUUCUGCGGCAGAGGCAAGAAGCUUUCAUCGCCAGGCGUCUGCAGGAGCGGGAGAGAAUUGGGGAGCUGGGGUGUCCAGAAGUCUGGGGUUUUUCCCCAAGAGUCCGGGAACCUGAUUCGGAUGAGCACACUCCUGUGGAGGAGAUAAAAGGUGGCAGCUCCGACUCAAGCUCAGAAGAUGAGAAGAAAAAGAAGAAGAAGAAGAAGAAGCGGUCCAAGAAGAAGAAGAAGCACAGGAAGAACUCUGAAGACAGCGAGUUAGAGAGUGAAUCCGAUGAAGAGGAAAUCAAAAGGAAAAAGAAGAAGAAGAAAGGCAAGAAGAAGAAGUCCAAGAAGAAGAGGAGCAAAAAAAGCCAUAAGCCAUCCAGUGACUCCAGCAGUGACGGCUCCGAAGAGGAAGAGGAGGACGACCUGAAUGGGGAGUUGUGGGUUGAGAGAACCUGCACAGAGGGACACCUGGUGGGACCGGAGGCUCCACUGACGCACCUUUCACAAGAUGACAAACCCCUCGACUUCGGCCACGCUCUGCUGCCUGGAGAGGGCGCAGCCAUGGCAGAGUACGUGAAGGCUGGCAAGCGGAUCCCCAGGAGAGGCGAAAUCGGGCUGACCAGCGACCAGAUCGCCGACUUUGAGAAGUCUGGCUUCGUUAUGAGCGGCAGCAGACAUCGGCGCAUGGAGGCUGUGCGUCUGAGAAAGGAGAACCAGAUCUACAGUGCAGAUGAGAAGAGGGCCCUAGCCUCCUUCAACCAGGAGGAGCGCAGGAAGAGGGAGAGCAAGAUCCUGUCCAGCUUUCGGGAGAUGGUCUACAGGAAGACCAAGGGCAAGGAGGAGAAGUGAGCCCACAUUCCAGUGGAGUCUGUGUAAAUAUUUAUUGAAAAUAAAGUCAGCUGUUUUCUUCAGCAUUUUGAGAUGCUGGAUCGUGUUUUCUGAGCGUCCACUCAGCAUGCCCGUUGGUCUCUGAUGAACAGAAGAAACCACUCGGACUAAAGCUCUUAAGUGAAAUGGGCAGGAUAACGGAGUGAUCUAUCAGGACGUCCAGUACAGAGAACAGGGGAGUAUGUACAGAGUUGACAUUUUUAUUUUUGGGUUUCUACUUUUGUUUCUUCUUACUUUCUGGAGAAGGUUUGCUGCUGAGCUCUACGUGAGCAAUAAGAGGACAGCAGUGUACAGGCAGCCCGUGUUUUUUCAGGUGUAGGAGCAGCAUGAGAUUUACAGCCUAUUUUACUUUCAUACUUUUACAUUGAAUAUUGACGUUGCAUUAUGGUUACUGUAAGAAGAGCAAAACUUUGGAUUUUUUUGUCGCUUGAAUAUUUGCUGAUUGUUUAGAUUGCAUUGGCCUUUUGUUACAGGCCAAGUACCUAGAAAGGGUGAUGAAGUCAGAUCUUUCCAGAGUUCAUUUCUUAAGCUUUCUUGCAAAAGCAUAAUAUCACUGUAAAACCUUUGCUUGAAAAGGAUGCCUUUUCUUGUGUAUGAAAUUUUAAAUAAAAAAUAAAAUGUA